Lycium ferocissimum is the source of this 4039-nucleotide messenger RNA. Its product is annotated as BRCT domain-containing protein At4g02110-like. The record is from RefSeq and is a predicted model, not a curated record. Lineage: Eukaryota; Viridiplantae; Streptophyta; Magnoliopsida; Solanales; Solanaceae. The transcript is spliced from 10 exons. The coding region runs from base 87 to 3821 and encodes 1244 amino acids.
UUAUUUUCAAUACACUUUCAGAUUUCUGGGGUUGUUAUAAAUCUUCACAUUUUCUUGUUAGUUACGGUGUUCAAGAUAUUUCUAGAAUGAACGAAGGCAAUCAAGAUAUGUUAUAUGAAGACCCUUCUAAGAUGUUUACUGGUGUUUGUUUUGUUCUUGUUGGAUUUGACCCCCUUAGAAAAGGCCAGAUUCGGGCCAAGCUCGUGGAGGGUGGUGGAGUUGAUGGAAACAGAUAUGGACCAGAUUGCACCCAUCUUAUUGUUGACGGUAUUACCUAUGAUGACCCUGUAUGUGUUGCUGCUCGGCGGGAUGGGAAAAUAGUUGUUACCAGCUUGUGGGUUGUGCACAGUUUUGAUGUGGGAAUGCCUGUCGAUCCCCAUUCUGUCAUGUACAGACCUCCAAGGGAUUUGAAUGGAAUCCCAGGUGCUAAAUCACUGAUAGUCUGCUUAACUGGGUAUCAACGGCAAGAUCGAGAUGAUAUUAUGACAAUGGUGGGACUGAUGGGUGCAAACUUUUCAAAGCCGUUGGUAGCAAACAAAGUCACUCAUCUCAUAUGCUACAAAUUUGAGGGGGAGAAAUAUGAGCUUGCCAAGAAAAUGAAGACGAUUAAGCUUGUUAAUCACCGGUGGUUGGAGGAUUGUUUAAGGUCUUGGGAAAUCCUUUCGGAAGCAGAUUAUGAUAAGAGUGGGUAUGAGUUGGAGAUGAUGGAAGCUGAAGCCAAAGAUUCUGAAGACGAAAAUGAGGACAUUGCUGCAAACAAAUCUGGAGAGAAUAUAGCUAUCAUGGGUCCUGAACAUCCAAGAAGUCCUAGUCAAUUCCUUGUGAAGCAGGAAGCCUCUACAAACAUUUCAGACUUGAGCACAUUUAGAGGUUUAUCAGGUCUUGGAAACACAAAAGAAUUGUCAUUAUCUGCUUCAAAGCAGUUAAAAUCUGACCAGGUUCGAGCCUUUGAAGAAUCUCCCAAAAGGCAUGCUGAGAUGCUUAAUACCAACUUCUGUAGAACACAUGAAGAGCUGCCAACUAGCAUGCAACAAAAUGGAAGUGAUUUGGUUUUCGUUUCAAAUAGUGCCAGGAAGUCUCCUCAUUCUUGUUCGUCCAGAAAAAGCCCAAGGAGAUUCAGUUCUCCCAUGACCUCUGAACAGGUUCGAGCCUUUGAAGAAUCUCCCAAAAGGCAUGCUGAGAUGCUUAAUACCAACUUCUAUAGAACUAAUGAAGAGCUGCCAACUAGCAUGCAACAAAAUGGAAGUGAUAUGAUUUUCGUUUCAAAUGGUGCACAGAAGUCUCCUAAUUCUUGUUCGCCCAGAAAAAGCCCAAGGAAAUUCAUCUCUCCCAUGACCUCUGAACAAAUUAAGAGUAAUGCAGGAAGUCCCGCUGCUACUGAAACAGGUAUAGAGUUUGAUUGCUUUAACCUGUCCUCUCAGAGAGGACAAGAGAAAAGUGAUUUAGGUGUAAAAACUCCAAGGAAUUUGUCGUUUUCUGGGAAGGGUCAAAGCAGUAGACUGCCUGAGAAAAGGAAGAGCAUUUCAGAUAGUAGCUUCAGGUCACCAAGGACUGGUAAUAACCCUGAAAGCAUACCAGAUGGUUACUUGACAGCAAAUCGUACAGAAGAGUUAAUAAACACGUCAAAGUUACAUAUUCUACAUGAGUUUGACAGUCAUCUGUCAUCUGGGAACACUGCCACUCACUUUGACAAGGGUGUAACUUUAGAUACCGUGCAGCAUCAUGAUUCUACCAUUUCCGAUCCUGUGACACUAAGCACUAGGCGAGGGCAUGACAAGGAUGCACCUCAAAGUGGCACUUGUAGGAUCAUGGGGUCAAAAGACACUAGCCAUGCUACUGUCGAUGUUAAUGGGCCAUUGGAUGAACAGCAUAAUGUCCCGUCUCCAGUUAAAGAAAGAAGAGAUAACCUGAAGUCUAGUGUGCUGGCUGAGUUCGAUAAAGCUGGAGAUGAUUCCAUGUCAGCAUCUAAGCCAUUGAAUAAAAGAUCGCUUUCCAAGAAGACACUAGGAUCUAGACCAAGUCUCGGUAAAGGGGAUGGUAAAAAUCAGAAAGGUUCUUUAUUUAUUAACAAGACUGUUCUGAUGAAUGAUUCAGCUACUUCCAGUAGCGGAGGGAGAGAGGAGACAGAGGAUGAAAAUAUCUUAAGCUCUACAAAGGUUGAGGGCCUCCCUGCAGAUAAUGCAGAUUCGAGCAAAGAGAUCGAGAAAUAUAAACUUUUGGAUUCUGAAAAAGAAGCUGCCAAAACAAAUGAAUCCCUAAAUGAUGAUACUGAGGCUCCAGAGGACCAAGAAGAUGAGGAGUUAAAUGCUCUAAGAGAGAAGUCUACUGGUACUGAAGCACAACAUUCAGGGCUUCGAUCAACGGAGAAGAAACUAAAUGUGAACAAGGUGGUAAAUAAGAAUGACAAGAAGGAUAUUGCAAAGAGACAAAGUACUGAAAACAACAAAUCUGAAACUCAAAAGACUUUUUCUGGCAAGGAGACCAAGUUAAGUGAAUCAACUUCUGUGGGGAAAGCUUCAGAGGAGAAAGUUUCCAAAGGUCCAAAAUAUGUGAAGAAGAAUAGCAAGAAAACUAAUCUAGCUACUAAAAGAGCUGCUGAUUCUGUAGAAGGCGCAGAAAGGAAGAAGUGCAGAACUGAUAGAAACAAGGUAGAAGGGAAGAAAAGAAAAGGGUCUCCAUGUGAACCUGGUAAAGCCACUGAGCAUCAAUUUAAGAGCUCCAUGGAUGUGGAGAAGGAGAACAUACCUGUUAGUGGAGGCCAGAACGCGAGUCAUAAUGAACAUGAGGCUGACAGAACUUCUCCUUGUGGUAAAAAGCCUCGUUCGUUGCAGAUUACAAAAGUACGAAGUGAGCCUAGGUGGUUUAUAGUUAGCGGGCAUCGGCUACAAAGGAAGGAGUUUCAGCAGGUUAUCAAGCGAUUGAAAGGAAAAGUGUGCAGAGAUUCUCACCAGUGGUCAUAUCAGGCAACCCAUUUCAUUGUUCCUGCUCCAGUACGUAGAACAGAGAAAUUUUUUGCUGCUGCAUCCUCUGGAAGGUGGAUCUUGAAGACAGAUUAUUUAACUGCUUGUGUUGAGGCUGGAAAAUUAUUAGAUGAGGAGCCGUAUGAAUGGCACAAAAAGGGAUUGACUGAAGACUUAGCAAUCAGCUUAGAGGCCCCAAGAAAGUGGCGACUUCUGAGGGAGAGGACUGGACAUGGCGCAUUAUACGGAAUGAGGAUAAUCAUAUAUGGAGACUGCAUCGUACCACCACUGGAUACAUUGAAACGAGCAGUCAAGGCAGGAGACGGCAUUAUAUUAGCAACUUCUCCUCCUUAUAGUCGAUUCCUGGAGUCAGGUGUUGACUUUGCCAUUGUUAGUGAGGUCAUGCCACGCUGUGACAAGUGGGUUCAAGAAUUCUUAAGGCAUGAGAUACCUUGUGUGUUGCCUGAUUACUUGGUGACUUACGUGUGCAAACCUGGUUUUACCCUCAACAAUUAUGUGCAAUACAACACUCAUGCUUGGGCAGAAAAAUCACUGAAAAAACAUGUCAGUCGCUUGGAAGAGAUUGUUGAGGAGGAGAUGGUGUCAUCGGAUGACAAUAGUAACGAUAUAGCAUGCCAGGUAUGUGGGUCACCAGACAGGGAGGAAGUAAUGCUGAUAUGUGGUGAUGAAAGUGGGUCUCGUGGAUGUGGGAUUGGCAUGCAUGUAGAUUGUUGUGAUCCUCCCCUUGAGUGUGUACCAGAGGAAGACUGGUUUUGCCCUCAGUGUAGCAAGAACAAAAGCAACACUAGUACCAAAAGGAAGUCCAGAAAAGGGACCUCUACUUCAAAGAAGAAGAAGUGAGAAUCUGUCUUUUGGCUAAGGUCUGUAUAAUAGGUCUUGUUAAGUUAGUAUAUUUAGAUUAGUGAAAUGUACAAAAAUAAUUAUUCGCGUUGCAGCAUCUUGCUGCUUUCCUAGAAGAAGUCGUGGAGAUACAACUUUUAUUUCACCCCUUCAUGCCUUUGUCUGUAACUGUUGUAGUUGAGCAAACACUAAUCUUUUAUGACACUUGUGAUUUUGCA